Molecule: messenger RNA, 792 nt
Organism: Caenorhabditis bovis
Lineage: Eukaryota; Metazoa; Nematoda; Chromadorea; Rhabditida; Rhabditidae
Source: the annotation of a GenBank genome assembly
AUGAUUAGCUCCGCAAAUUUACGAAUAUUAUCGAGAUCUGCGCAAUGCGCACUAGGAGCCGUGAACAGUGAGGGAAUGAUUGUUCAGCAGAAAAGAAGACUGGGAAGGAGGAUGCCGAAACAAGGAAAACCACCAAUUUUACCACCAUCAAAGAAGGUACUUUAUCACGUCGUUCAUGCUCCAUGGCAGAAACCAGAAGACGUUGAGCAGAGUCUAUGGCAAAGACACGUUUACAAUAAUGCAGUCAUCUCGCUCCGUGAAAUUUUUCGUCAAGAGCUGCAGCAAAACGCCUCUAUUGGUCGCGGUAUCGAUUCAAUGAAGGAAGCAGAGGCUAAGGAGCUGGAUGAGCUCAUUUCUGCAAAUGAGAGGAAGAAUAAAGCGAAGGCAGCAGAACGUGCAGCCCGUGAAAGUGAAAACGAAAAAGAAGCUAAAAAUGUUAUCCUCGCGGAAAUCGAAGAAUCUUUAGCAAAAAGGAACGCAGAAAAGAAAGCAGCUGAACAAGAGGUUCUUGCUGCAAUUGAAAGAAGCAAAGAAUUUGUUACUCGCGAGAAUCUUGAAUCGAAGAUUUUGGAAGCUCUUGAAAAACCAGUUGUUUACGAUUUUGCCAUCGAUAUCAAAGGAAAUAAGUACUUUAAUCCGGAACCAGUUAAAUAUCAAGAAGGAACUCCAACUAGACAGAAAGGACGUUUGUAUGAUCGGACUUUGUCAAUAAAUCAGUCCAAUAUUGUCGAAGAAGCUGCUCCACACGUCGAUGAGAUUCCUACGGACGAGACCUCUAAGAGAGAUGUUUAA